Molecule: messenger RNA, 682 nt
Organism: Acaromyces ingoldii
Lineage: Eukaryota; Fungi; Basidiomycota; Exobasidiomycetes; Exobasidiales; Cryptobasidiaceae
Exons: 2
Coding region: 33-581 (182 amino acids)
Source: RefSeq, a predicted model, not a curated record
CGUCUUUUUAGCUUGCUGCCGUUGCCGUUGCCAUGGUGGAGGAGGACAGCCGCCGCGAAGCAGCCGCCAGGGCGGCGCAGGCACGCCUGGCGAGCACGGCGACAGCAGCGCAGAGCGACAACACCGAGGCGGUGCGCAAGCACAAGCUCAAGAUCAAGAAGCACAUCAACGACAUCACGGGCCAGCUGCGAUACGAGGCCGCGUCCAAUUGCCUCCAGCUCUUACAUACGCUCAUCGAUAACGUCGUGAGCCACCCAGAAGAGACAAAGUACCGGCACUUUCGCGCGGCCCAGCCCAAGAUUGCCGCCCUCGUCCUCUCGCAGCCCCCGGCCGUGGACAUUCUCGUCGAGACGGGCUUCCGCACGCGCACCCAAGACUUCCAGCAGCAGUGGUUCGUCCCCGAUGACUGGAAGCCAGGGGUCUGGGCAUGGACACGGUUGCAGGCGACGGCCGACAGCCUGCGGGAAAAGGCAGAGGAGUGGGAGGAGCUCGUUGAGAAGACGAAGCUGAAUGCGCAGAGGGAAAAGGCCGUAGAGUCUGCGAGAAAGGUGAGGCCGCCCUUUUCCUUUGUCGAGUUGUAAGCGCUCACUAUUGGGCUGCAGUCUCGUGCGCUCGACGAGGCUCGUGAGGACAGGGAGAGGGUGGCGCUGCGCGUCGAGCGAGAGAAGAUCGCGCGCGAGGC